AAAUGCUGUCGUAUCAGAGCAUGACUGAGAGGCAGCGCAUGGUUCAUGACAGAGUCAAGAAUGCGAAGGGACAGCACUAUCUGGACUUUUCUUGGAUUGGCGACGCUGAGGCGCAGGCGAUUGCUGAGGCACUCAAAGUGAACACGAAGCUGACUACGCUAGAGCUGAACAAGAACCAGAUUGGCGACGUUGGAGCGCAGGCUCUUGCUGAGGCGCUCAAAGUGAACACGAGGCUGAAUUUUCUCCAGCUCUCGGAGAAUCAGAUUGGCGAUGCUGGAGCGCAGUCGAUCGCAGAAGCACUGAAGGUGAACAAGAAGUUGACUUUUCUCUUUCUUGCUGACAAUCAGUUUGGUGAUGCUGGAGCAAAGGCGAUUGCUGAGGCCCUCAAGGUGAACACGAAACUGACUACAAUCGAUCUAAUGUCUAAUUGCAUUGGCAAGCUUGGUUCUCAAGCGCUCAAGGAGGCAUGCAAAGGCAAAAGCGGAUUUCAGCUUUUAAUCCACAGGCAGAUCAACCCUCUUGCGUUCUCCUUGCUUCCCCGAUUGGCGAGUGCUGAGGACAUCCAAGAAGUGCUCCGCAUGCUGACCAGCGGGGUGGAGCUGGAGGAUGAGCCCGCAUCUCUUCCGACACUUCCGAUUGAGAUUGCCGAGGUCAUCAUGGACAAGGCGUGCUACUGGCACGGCGCUUGGAAAAUCCAACGAGACUACAUUGAUCCCGUUAAAAUCAAACCGUCUCAAGGAAACUCCAUCCGCGUGAAGACAAUUCAAGUAUUUCGUGACUGGGAGGAGCGUCCACACGACGUCGAUGAGUGUGUUUUCCGUUUGACUGUCCACGAUGAACGCGGUAAGGUUCGAUACAAAUGUGCGGUGCACCCGACUUUCGCUACCUCGAACCUCGACGUUGCGACACUCCUGCCAGCCAGUCAUCCUUUCCUCCGAGAAAUGCGUGAGGGUUGGCAAGCUCAAAUUCUACGCAACGAUUCUGUCGGCGACGUGCGAUUUGAAUCGCUUUACAUCGGGUACUUCUGAUGGCAAUCUUUGCAACGCACCCUCUUUUGACGAAUACACUGAAAGUUCUUCAGCAACAUCUUCGACCGGCAAUGACUCGCUGGUCGGUGACUGGUC
Molecule: messenger RNA, 1124 nt
Organism: Capsaspora owczarzaki ATCC 30864
Lineage: Eukaryota; Filasterea; Ministeriida; Capsasporidae
Exons: 7
Biological process (GO): nucleocytoplasmic transport; activation of GTPase activity
Cellular component (GO): nucleus; perinuclear region of cytoplasm; cytosol
Molecular function (GO): GTPase activator activity; small GTPase binding
Source: RefSeq, a predicted model, not a curated record